Cyprinodon tularosa is the source of this 3335-nucleotide messenger RNA. RefSeq names its product nuclear GTPase SLIP-GC-like. Lineage: Eukaryota; Metazoa; Chordata; Actinopteri; Cyprinodontiformes; Cyprinodontidae. The record is from RefSeq and is a predicted model, not a curated record. The coding region runs from base 13 to 2553 and encodes 846 amino acids. The transcript is spliced from 22 exons. Gene Ontology annotation, molecular function: GTPase activity.
CAGUUUUUUGAAAUGGAUACCUUUUUGCGUGACAAACUAAACCAGUGGGGUCUCAAUGAAUUCAUAAAAAAAUUUGAAGAUGAAGGAGUGGAUAAAGAGAGUCUUUAUUGUCUGGAGGAUAAAGAUAUUUUAAUAUUGAUACCAAAAGUGGGACAGAGGGCUCGGUUUAAGAAGAAACUCAGGAUGUUAAAGGAGGAAGAAAGUAAAAGAAAUGGAGAACUUGGUCCUAAAGCGAGGCAACAGCAAGAAAAAGAUGCACCUGGUUUAUCCAAGAGCAAAGAGGUCAGUAAUGAGACUGUGGAGCUCAAACAUGUGCAGUUACUACUCUAUAUUUCUUCACUGGGAUAUUUUUUUUUUUUUGUUUUUUAUCCACAGGUUGUGUCCUCGGCAAGUAAUAUAUAUGGAAAAAGAAAAAGUGAAAUUGAGCUUCAGGAGAAAUCUAAAGAAGACAAACCAGCAGUAAAACGGCAGCGUGGCAGCUUUCAAAACUCUGAAGAAAUGAUAUUGAAUGACGUAAAAAACAUUAUGGCCCAUGUUCAUACUAACCUAAGCAAUCAAGACAGCACAGAUCUUAAUGAAUUCCUAAAGACCAAAAUUAAAGAUCUGGAGAUGGACAAGAGGGAGUUAGUUGGUGUAUUUGGUAAAACUGGAGCUGGAAAGACUUCAUUGAUAAAUGCUGUUUUAGGUGUACGGACACUUUUGCCAUCAGGAGAUGUUGAUGCAUGUACCUCGGUCAUGAUUAAAGUGGAGUCAAAUAUGCACAACUCAAAGUAUGAAGCAGAGAUAGAGUUUAUCACCAAAGAGGAGUGGGAAGACGAGGUGGGAACCAUAGACCACUCUUUUGAAGAUGAUGGAGAGCAGGAGAGGCACGACGACGAUGAUGAUAUUGAUAGCCGUUAUGACCUUUUUGAAAAGCUUUCAGCAGUGUAUGGAGAAGAAUGGAAACAAAAAUCCUUGCAACAACUCAUGGAUAUUAAAAACUUCAGAGAGAUUCCAGAAUUUCUUGAGUCCACAAAGAAGAUUUUAACUUGUGAAUCUGCCAAGGACUUAUCUUCAAAAAUUGUUAAAUACACCAGACAAGGAGGCAAUAGAGAGAUACAAAGGUGGUAUUGGCCACUUGUGAAGUGUGUGACUGUCAAAGUGCCAAAUAAUGAUUUUCUCCAGCAUGUAACUCUGGUGGACCUUCCUGGGAAUGGAGAUCGUAACAAGAGCAGGGACACAAUGUGGAAAGGGAUUGUUGGAAACUGUUCUGCUGUGUGGAUUGUAUCUGAAAUCAACCGGGCAGCAGCAGAUAAAGAAUCCUGGGAGAUCCUAAAAAGUGCAAGCAGUCUCCUGGGAAACGGUGGCGAGUGUCGACACAUUCACUUUAUCUGCACCAAGUCUGAUGUAUUAGGAGAUGUACAUGAUAAUUCAGCAGCUGAUCUUCAGGCCUUAAUCCUCAAAAGAAACAUGAAAGCAAAGCUAGCAGUGAACAAAGAAUUCAACAAGAUAACCAUGGUUAAGAAAUAUUUCAGCGAAGGGUGUUUCAGAGUGUUCACAGUGAGCUCAAUGGAGUUUCUGAAAAGAAAACACCUUAAUCCAGAGAACACCGAAAUCCCAGAGCUUCAAGAUUUUUUGAAAAAUCUGAAUGACUGUCACUCAGAGACAUUAAACUAUGUUUCUGGAGCUUAUGGAAUCCUGUCUUUGAUUCAAGGAGCCAGCAUGAGAAAAGCGGCUGGUGUUAAUAAGGUUGUGAGUAAACACCUUCAAAGAAAGCUCAAUUCUCAACUUGUUGGAAUCAGAAAGGAAAUGGGAAUGAUAUACGCCACAUUUGGAAAAUGUCUUGAUGAAGGAGUUGAAAUAUCCAAAAAUUCAUGUGACCAAAUCCUGAAGUCCAUCUUGCAUCUUGCAAGAAAGAGCGGAAGUGCCCAAUAUAAUAUCAUGAAGAAUGCUGUGAAAAAUGGUGGCAUCCACAUACCUAAAAAGGGGAAAGAAAUAAAUUUCAACAUGAAAUUAUCUGCAUCAUUGAAUAAGAGCAUUGACGAAGAAUUCAGAAAAACCUUCCCUGUUGAAGGAAACUGUGGUCCCUUUAAUGGAGUGAUCAAUACGUUUUCACUUGAUACUGAAAGAUUACAAGAAAAGUACAAAGAUGCAGAACUGCAGUUGAUAUUUCUCAAGACAGAGGAGGAAAAGCUCAAGAAAAAACUGAAUAAAAUUACUCGUGAUGGAAAGAAAAAAGUCUACAUCAGUCUAACAAAGACAGUUGAAGAAAUUAUGCAAGAGUGCUAUAGAGAAGCAGCACAGUUUCAAGGAAAGAACACACUGCAGAACAUCAGAGAAACUAUAAAAAGACAUGUAAACAAUAACAAGGACACCAUGUUUGCAAAAGCUAAAGACGUCAUGAUGGAGAAACUCAUGAAAUUGAUGGUGGACAUCCUGGGAGUUUUGGAAAAAGAAAUGAUGGAGUCCAUCGAGCUGUCUGUCGAAGCUGAAGACGACUCCAUUCCAGAUGUGUCCACGGCGCUUUCAAUGGUAAAGCAACGCUGGGUUCAGCUGCACAGCAUAAAUUCAUAAAUACCCUGAAACAAACAACACUUUUUAAUUAUAGUACAUUCUUUUGUAAAUGCCAAUGUUUGCAACUUUUUUUAAGCUAAUGUUAACCAUGGACAAAAUGUAAUUUUAGUUAUUUUUCUUUAUGACACUAUGAAUCUAUAAUGAUCCUUCUAGCUUUUGCAGUUAUUUUCAAUACUCUAGCACUUAGUUUCUUUCAUCCUGUUACAUAUCCAGAUAUAAAUGUAGCAAUUGAACCGUUUUUGUGCAAACUUUAUCAACUAAACACCUCCCUAUUGAUCAGAGUAUCUAAUUCUUUUAACCCAUGUUUUUAUUUAUAUGUAUAUGUUUUGAACUGCCAACAUUUUGUUGUUUCAGAUAGGGAAAUUGUUGUUCUGUUAGGAGUGAAUAGUAAUAAUAAUAUUAGUCCACCAGUUUUAAAUAAUGAUAGAUUGUUAUUCAAAACUGUGCUUUGAAUUGAGGAGUUUACAAAUGUUCUCAUUUUUACAAAUUUAACUCAGCCCAAACUGCUUCAGUUAGGCUCUGCAAUGAGAUUAAUAAAGUGAUACCAAAUAAUAGAGAUUAGAAUUAAUAUGCUAGAAGUGAAUCAGCUAGAUUCAAAGAGCUCCUAUAUAUAAAUUCUUAUACAUAUAUUGUAGUUUCUGAAUAUAUGUCUCGUAAAUUGAAAAAAAAAAUGGCUUCUGUAAUUUUACUGGAAUUCCACUUUGUUCCUAAAUCAAAGAUUGUAAGCAUGUCUUCUGUAAUCUAAAAUGUAUUUGAAAAGCAAAUAAAAAAAGUAAUCUUCA